AUGAGCACUUCUGGUUUCUACGAGCUCUAUCGUCGAAGCACUGUGGGUUCCACAUUGGUGGACGCACUCGAUACCCUGAUUAGCGAUGGUCGCAUCGAAGCCUCACUCGCAAUGAAGGUGCUAGGCACAUUCGAUAGGGUUGUGGCCGAGACCCUUAAGGAUAAGACACAGAGUAAGCUCACAUUCAAAGGUCAUCUAGACACAUAUCGUUUCUGCGAUGAUGUGUGGACAUUCAUUAUAAAGAAUUGCAGCGUAAAACUUGAACAAACAGAGGAUGCUCAAGGUAACACCGUUGUGGUCGACAAGGUAAGGAUUGUGGCCUGCAAUUCCAAGAAAACAGGUGAACAGUAA
Molecule: messenger RNA, 351 nt
Organism: Lachancea sp. 'fantastica'
Lineage: Eukaryota; Fungi; Ascomycota; Saccharomycetes; Saccharomycetales; Saccharomycetaceae
Source: the annotation of a GenBank genome assembly